AUGGAUUUCACUGGCAGGUUUUUCAGGCCGUCUACCAUGCUGUCGAAUUCCGACACCAUCUGCAAUCCCACGUUUUUCGUCCUGGGUUUGCUCGACAGCGUGUGGGCUACUCUUUGCCUCAACAUGCUGAUGAUCACGCUGCGUCUUUGCGAGGGAUGUACAAGGAAGAUGGGUGUUUUGCGCUGGAGAAAGUCACGGGUUAUAAUCCUGUGUGUCACUUGCGUGUGUCUGUUGGUGGUUUACAUGUAUGUGGCUGCUCAACUGAAGAAGACCAAGAGCUGGACAUCAAGGUUACCAGACAAGUUCAGCACAGUUUCGUCAGAUCGAUGGAUAGUUGUGACAACCAUCUUCGACCCCACACCAGACAUCAAGUUCAUGGCAGAGAUACCCGGGUGGAAGGUUGUUGUUGUCGGAGACAUCAAGACUCCAAAGGACUGGAGGUACCCAAACUGUGUAUUUUUAAGCUUAGAAGAUCAACGUAGUCUCGGUUUUGAAUCAGAGUCACUUGUGCCGGAAGGGAGUUAUGCCAGAAAAACAGUGGGAUAUCUGUUUGCAAUAGCCCAUGGUGCAACUGUAAUUUAUGAGACUGAUGAUGAUAAUCGUCCUCUUGAUAGUCUGAAAUCCUUCAUACUAGAUCCAACAAUGUGGGGAAUCUUGUACAGAGGGGAAAGGCUCUUUAAUCCGUAUCGUCAUUUUGGACAGUCGACUUUGUGGCCAAGAGGCUAUCCACUUGGGUCUAUUGGGGAAAACCAAACAUCUGAAUAUCUACUAAAUCACUGGAAAACUCCGUCCAUUCAGCAGGGUGUGGUAAAUGGUGAUCCGGAUAUGGACGCUAUUUUCAGACUGACUCGGAAACAAACCAGUUCUCAGCUGAAUGUGACCUUUGAUGUGAGAGCCCCACCUGCACUUGUUCCAGCGGGCGUGUUCUCUCCCUUUAAUUCCCAGAAUACUUUUUUUCUGUAUGAUGCAUUUUGGGCACUCCUGAUUCCAGCCACUCCGACAAUCAGAGUGUGUGAUAUCUGGAGAGGCUACUGGGCUCAGAGACUGUUGUGGGAGAUGGGAGGAAAUGUUGGAUUCUUCCCACCAAAUGCUUUCCAGAAGAGGAACGCCCACUCCUACCUGAGCGACGCUAAAGAAGAAACCGACCUCUACUUCCAGACAGAUGGACUCCUUAAUUUUCUGACCAAAUGGAGGUGUGGGACAGGUUUGACAUUCUUUGCUUGUGUUACUCAAUUGUCAGCUGACAUGGCACAUCGAAACUUCUGGAAGGAAAGAGAUGCAAGACUGACGAAUCUUUGGAUCAAGGAUCUCGUGGCACAUGGCUACAAGGAACCACAAAGGAUAUCGUUUGGUUCUCUGAAAGACGGUGCUCAACACAUACCACAGGAGACACUGCCAAACCAAACACGUCUGGCGGAUCAACAGGUCAACCUCACAUUCUGGGCAGCUGAGCAAACCCCACCUCAGAUAUAUUCCCAAGGUACACACUCACCUGCAGUGUUUGCGCAUGCUGCUAAAAUAGCUUCAUAUUGUAGUAAACACUCGUUUACAACGCCAGAACUAAAACCAGUCAUAACCUAUCCAAACAUCGUGUUAAUUGUAGUGUUUAACUUUCCACACUAUGAGAACCUACAGUUUCUGGAGACAAUGUACGGCAUGCAUUUCCCUCACAUCGUGUACUGUGGACCCAACAAAGAUAUAUUCAACACCCACGCGAAGAUACUUCCCAAGCCGUUGACCUUCAUGGAGGUUGACCACAACGAUGGCUGGUUUUUUCAACACUGUUUGAUACAAGUGAUGAAGAUGCAGUUUCGAGUUGACGGCUACUUAUACAUCGGGGACGAUGUGCUGCUUAACGUGUGGAACAUUCAUAAGAUGCCGUUAAACAAACUCUGGGUUUAUCGCGCUCCAGUUGUACAACUGUCCAAAAAGAAAGUUGGUCAUCGUGUGCAGCAUCCCAAAGUAGGUACGGCGGCAUACAAGGCUGGUCUACAAGCUUUGAAAGCUGUGGAUAGUCACAAAUACGACAGUUUCACAAGGAUGCUUUUCACCAAUUCAAGGAAGAGAGACGGGUUCUAUAUUGGCCAAGCAGAUAUUCACUAUGUUCCUGAACAAUAUAAAGAUGACGUCCUAUACUACCUGGAACAUUUCUCCCGAUUUGAUUUGUAUAUUGAGUUGAUAUUUCCCACAGUUUUCCGUGGAAUAGAAAAGUUGGAGAAUCUUUUCAUGAUGCCUGGAUCUUACUUUACGUUUGGACCAGUCUCCAAGACGAAGAA
This is a messenger RNA of Haliotis rubra (blacklip abalone), 2276 nucleotides long. Its product is annotated as probable glycosyltransferase STELLO1. The record is from RefSeq and is a predicted model, not a curated record. NCBI's taxonomy places the organism in Eukaryota, Metazoa, Mollusca, Gastropoda, Lepetellida, Haliotidae. The transcript is spliced from 4 exons. The annotation marks the transcript as partial.